AUGGUGCCGUUAAAGUCAAUUUUAAAACCAAAACAGAAGCGGUCGUCAUCCAAUACCACCAAUCCAAAUGAGAAUAUUAAAGAAGUUAGAUUUGAUAAAUUGGUUAGUACAAGAGAAUUUUCAUAUUAUAGAGUUAAUGAAUUUAAAGAUACAUUAAACAAACCGACCAAAACUGAAGAUUAUCUAUCACUACCAAUCACUACAAAGAUUAAUUACAUAGCAUCAACAACUGCUAUAUAUUCAUUAAACGAUAUUGAUAAUAGCACAUAUAACUUUAUGAACAAUCCCCCAGCUACUUGUAUAAAUUUCAUAGCUAGUAGUACUGAAAUAUAUUCAAUCAAGCCAUUUUAUAAACCUUACAAAGUAUCAAAACCAGAACAUAAUUCAACUGCAAGACAACACCUGAGAGAAAUGUUUGGUAAAGUAUCAGGACUUGAUUGUUUUUGUCAAGUAAAUCGCAAUGAUAUAAAUGCAUGUGUUUGGGUGGUAUAG
Molecule: messenger RNA, 492 nt
Organism: Lodderomyces jiufengensis
Lineage: Eukaryota; Fungi; Ascomycota; Pichiomycetes; Serinales; Debaryomycetaceae
Exons: 1
Coding region: 1-492 (163 amino acids)
Source: RefSeq, a predicted model, not a curated record